Trypanosoma grayi is the source of this 450-nucleotide messenger RNA. RefSeq lists its product as hypothetical. The coding region runs from base 1 to 450 and encodes 149 amino acids. NCBI's taxonomy places the organism in Eukaryota, Euglenozoa, Kinetoplastea, Trypanosomatida, Trypanosomatidae. The record is from RefSeq and is a predicted model, not a curated record. The transcript has a single exon.
AUGCCCGUAACACUAUGCAACGCGUUGUUUGAGGUGUUGGGCGUACCGGCGGGUUCGGUCUUGCGAGAGAACAUUCUGCGGUCUGCUUCCGCCCUCCUGGGAAGCAGUGACAUGGACGCCGUGAUCCCUCCUGCCGAUGGCAUAGGGGAGGCUUCGGUGUCCGACUUGCUCAUCCCGCUCAACGAGGAAUUCAAUGCGGCGGCGGAUCAACUGGCGGCGCUGUGGAUCGCAGCAAAAUUUUGGGGUGUGUCGCUGCAGCGUGUCUCCUUGAUGUCUUUAGUGACUGAUAUCAUCUUUCAGUUGGAGGAUUCUGACGAGUUGGAUGCGCAGAGAGAGGCAUCAUACGAUACAAUGGAGAUCGUUCACCGGCUUUGCAAGGCGGAAGUAGUCUUGCUGCGGCGUCACGGGUACAUUGUACCUGGCGUGUCUUUGGGUGCGGCACACGCGUGA